UGUUGUACUGACACAGUAGCGAUACGGGCUGAGCAGACAUGGAGGCCCGAUUAACGAGAGAGGCCCGUGCUGACACAUCCAGGCCCAGCUAACGGCGUGUCGGAGCGGAUUUCAGAGCAACUCGGGAUAUAUACCGGAUACCACUCGCUGUAAGGAAAAGGGAUUUUUACCACCGAGGAGGAAGAAAUAGAGGGAGAUCCAUUUCGGGUCUCUGUUGAUUCAACGCAGCCGCCAUUUUGUUGACAGUUAGUGUUUUUUUAAUAACCUACGCGGCGCUGCAUCUGUUAUUUUACACCACAGGAAUACAACUCGCCAUAUUCUUAUUUUAAGAGUGUAUCUCAGUUUAUUUAAAUUGUGCGUUUGCCUUUGAAACUACGUUGGAAUAUUUUUCUGGUAUAUCUGCCUUGCUAAUGCAUCGCUAGCCGUUGUAGCUGAGAUGUAGUAACACGAGUGCCUACGAGAAUGUGACGGAGAUGUAAGAUUAUGUGCAUCACUUGCACGGGGUUGUGUUAUAUUUUCACUCGCUCGUUGCAGAUUAUUUAGAAGCUGUAGGUGUUUUCUGACUUAGUACAAUUCAAAGUAAAGCUUUACCGGGGAAAGAAAGCCCAAAAUCGCUCUCAUACAGGCUCCUGAUAGAUGGCUAGUUAGCCGCUGCCAGUGCCAUUGAUACAAACUGUAACGUUAGCAGAAGCUGUCUAUUAUUGGACGGAGGGAGGGUAGCUAUCAGCUUCGUAUAAAAUAAACAACCCCUUAUCAAUACACGAGUUGUUACAGGCGUUGUAAAUCUAACACCCUGGAUGUUAUUGUUCUCUAACAGCGGGGGAAAAUAAAAUGCUUAACACGCUGGCUCUCAACUUACACCAUCAUAAGUUUGUGUUUUGGAGGUUGCAAGGUGAACAGUCACAUUUUGUAGGUGGUCAGUAGCUGCGUGUGCACUGGCACUGAUUUCUGUAAUGCUGCGGUCGAGAUAAUGAACAUGUUUUGACAGCUGAAACAUUUGUCAUGCAAUGUGAAUACUCGGGGAUUGAAAUCUAAUUUCAGACUGUCGUUGAAGCUAGUGGCCAGGCUUUGGAGUACUACAAUGAAAAACGGAUUUACACAGAAUCUGACUUUUUUUUUCUCAUGCUUUCGUUUGGGAAUACAGAACAAGAUAUAAAAUGUGGCCACCGCGUUGAUACACACUAAUGGGGGACACUGCCAAAUAAUGUGAACACCGUUUCUGGACAAUAACAGAGGUGAGUGACUGUGAUUUCAGUGGAUUUGCUGUUGCUGUUGACACCAGUGUAGACUAAAUGGGUUUGCACGCUGUUUCUGUUUGGUCAGCCCCAUCAGCUUCUGUUUACACAUGAGUAUAUGCCUGCAGAAAUAAUUUCUCGACUGCAUGCAUUGCCGCUUAUUGACUGCAGAAGCAUAACUCUCUCUCGUUUGGGAGAAUAAUCAUGACUAAACACGGGAUGAAUUUGCUGACUCAAUGUGAGCUCUUGAAAUGAAAAUAAAAAGUGAUGUGCUCACAGACUCAUGAGUUAUCCCCAUGUGGGGCAGUUUGAACAGUACAGGAAACCGAAAGCGGACAACGUUGUUGAGAUUGUAAGUCAGACACGUUUUUGCAUAACACAAGGGAAAGUUCACUUGUUAGAUUUUGUAUUCAAAUCGUAUCACUGUAUUUAAGCUAUUGGAAACACGGGAUUUAGUGUCCUAAGAGAGAGAGAGAGAGGAAGUUUGCAUGAGGUUGUUGGUCUGAAUGACACCUGUCAUUCUGGUCUGAUCUGAACAACUACCUUUUUCGUUGAAGUCCGUCGUUAGAUUGGAUCACUUGCCCUGUUAGACGAAACAAACCAAUGGUAGUAGUAAAGGAAUUUGGCUGCCUCCCCCCUGAUCACUGCUCUACACAAAUACCGAUGGUGUAAAAGCCCUGGAAAUGACACCGCGCUCUGAGGGCAGACGCCAGCCUUCGCGUGAAUGAGGUGGGGGGUGGGCGGGUUUGGAUACUAUUGCUAUGGCCAAGGGGAAAUCAGCAGUUAUGAACAACGUGUGCAAAAGUGAGGAGGGAGUGAAAGGAGGGAGGGAGUUAGGGGAAAGAAAUGGGAGGGGGCGCGGGAAGUUGUUUACUACGUUCCUGCCUGCUCUGCCAUUUCUCAGCCUGUUAGCCUGAUAUUGAUUAUCGAUCCCCUGUCUUUCAUUUGACAUUUCUUAUUGCUUUGUGUACCUGCAUCUACAUUAAAUACUUGUUUUCAGAAUCAGAAUUAAGAUAAAAUGCUAAGGGAGUUAAAGUUUGGUUUUGUGCCAUAGUGCAUUCACUACAAACAUGAGAUGAGAAAGUAAACAGAAAAGUAUUAGUGGAAUAAAAACAAUCAAAGAGCACUAAAUAAAAAUACAUAUCUUAUGGUUUAUGUAAAGAGUUGUGUAGGUCCUGUAGGAAUAUUCACGUUGUAAUACGUUUGUUAAAUGUACUACAUAAAAUAAUAAGAAAAAUAGUUCAUGUGAUGUGCAUUAAAGAAAAGAGGAGUGUAAACGGCAAAUAGAAGCUCAGUAUAAUAAUGUUGCAUCAGUAGACCAUGAUGUAAAGUAAGGUAGUAAAGCGUUACACUGAAAGUAGUUGUCCACUGACUGAUAUCAGUCAUAAACAUCGGUUGAACUCUUAUUAUGUUUCACAGUGUGGCUUUAGAAACCGAAGUAACUGCAGGAUUUUUGAUAGAUAAUACAGAAGAAAUGAUGAACUCAAGUGGUGAGCUUUAUCAGUCACAGAAUACUGAGCGGUUCUUCAAGUUAUCAGAUCAUUUACAAGAAAACAAGUGCCAGUAAAUGUCCCUGUGAGGUGAAAAGAAUGUUUUGACUCUCCAGGAGGUUUUUCUCCAGACUUGUGUCAGCAGCCUCUCACAGUGUAAGGUACUACAGAGGCUUAUUUUUGGCACAGCUGCUGUCAGGCAGCGGAAGCGGCUUGUAUAUCUGUGAGCGUUUAGUAUAAAAGAAUGAGGGGAACAUUUGUCACCGCGAGAGAAGGACACAGGGAACAGAGUCAGGAGGCUGGUGGUGGUUGAAAUGUGUUUUGGAUUAGAGCAGUUGCAGCACGGCAACAUCGGUUUUUCGUGCUGUUACUACUGCUCUCCAAGUUUGCGAAAUAGAGACAGGAAGAGGUCGGGAAGCUCUAAGAAAACGGUGAAAGCACACAGAGAUUGAUGGAGUGUUAAAGAAAAGAGGGAGGUGUGAUUUGAGUGUGGUAUGUGAAGCAAAGGGGAGUCUGCAGUUUUGAGGCGAAAUGGAGUGAGUAAUUGAAGUAAACACAGAGAAGAGGGCGUGGGGGAACCAGGGGCCAGACUCCAAAAAUCAAGCUGCCUCCACUGUGUGGUUCAACAAAAAAAUCACUUCUACCUUUUCCAGAGUCAUAAUCCAAAACAAACAGGGUUUAAGACUCUGCGUACGGUAGAUUCUGUUUUUUUCCCUCUACCUCUGACACUUAACUGAUGUGACGACUUGCAUGACUUUCCAGAGGCUCCAUUAAGUGGCUCCUUUAGUGCUCUCUGCUAAUGUAGGGCGCAGAGAAACCGCCGGCACGUUGACGCUCUAUCACUCACUCCCAGUUGCUGUUGGCGAAGGCUGGGAAAGGCGGUCUGAUCCUCUGUCUAGUCCCAGAGGGCCCAAUGUGCUGAGGUCACAGUUCUGAAUUGCCUCCAAAUGACUUCACCCGGAGAAAGCACCUGCUUGGGGGCGAAUCCGCAUUAAAUCACUCAGUGGCCAUUGGGAGCUGUGGACAACUUCAUUGAAUUGUUCUGUCCUCCGAGGAGCACAAUUAAGAAACGUGCUGCUCUCUGCUGCUGCUGUGCUAACCUAGGGGAGGAAGAGUCUGACACUAUUAUAUUCAGCUGUUUUCACUGCAGCUAAUGAGGAAACUUAAGGGAUUGCUCGUGUGGCAUCUUAUCCUGUAGCACCCUGGAGGAGGUGGCAGUACUAUGGGAUUAACUAUUGAUUCUGGACUUUGAGGGCUUUGUUGUUCUCAGGUGGGCAAUUCAGAGUCCUUGAGCCUAAGGUUAGAUUUCUCAGGUAGAUGAUCCUUCGCUGUGUAAAUAGGUCACACAUUGUUAUAGCCCAUGAGGAUGACCACACCAUAAAAAGUCAUUCAAACAGAAUGAAGGACAGCCUCUAACCAAAUAGCUGAUAAAAAUUGUAGCCCUCUGUCUGCUUUCCACCAUCACUCAUUAAAAGACACUUUUAUACCUCUUGGUUUCAGGGCAAAGCUCAAAACUGUCAGUGUUUGGUUGAUUUUCUGUUUGGAGGUGACUAAUGUGGUAUUCUUUUGCCCUCUACUCCCUUCUUUCCUUUCUCUUUUUACUCUCACAGUUGAAGGACGGAGAAAGAGGGCUGGACAGCCGAAGAAGGGAGAGAAGCCAUCCAAACACAAGGAGAGCUUCACCCUCACUGUUAUCCCCCUCCCCCUUUUCCCCCCUUCACCCCCAACCCACCCCUUUACAAAAACUCUGCUUGGUAUCCACAACAUCACCUGCUUAGUUAACCUCCACACCUCAUAAAUUCCUGAUGGAUCCGAAGAUUCAGGGGGGGACGGCAACCCCACCACCCCUUCUCCCAGGUGCUCCAACAGGGGAGAGAGAGAAGGAGGGAGGCGGAGGGAAGAAAGAAGAGGAGGAGGAGAAGAAGAGGGACAGGGAGAAGGAAGGAACUGACUCUGUUUCUGCAGGUGCAGGAGCCGCAGGGGCAAGUGGGCCAGGAGGUGCAGGGGGUGACCAGUCCCAUUUCUCCAUCAAAGAGAGCAGCUUGUCCGAGGGCAAUGUCAAGCUCAAGAUAGGCCUUCAAGCGAAACGUAUGAAGAAGCCCCCUAAGAUCUUGGAGAAUUACGUGUGCAGACCAGCUUUUAGGGCCACCGUUAGGCACACGGGGCGCGGGGGAGGCGGUGCGCGAGGAAACCGUGCAGGAGCUUUAGGCGAUGGGCCAGGAAGUCAGAGCCAGAGUCCGUCACAAGGCAGGGAAAAAGAUGGGGAGAAGAGUCCAAGUGUCAACAAACUAGCCCCAUCAUCUUCACUAUCAGGCCUCUCUGCAAAAGCUCCUACGCCACCCCCUCCCGCUCCUCCUCCUCCCACCAGCAUCACAACCAUGCCGUCACAAGUGAACGGGAGCGCUCCAGCAAAAAGGGUAAGAGGAGAGCACAUUGUGUAUUUUGAUAGCCUGCAUACCUGCAGAUUUAUCUUUUUUAUUUUGUGUACAUACUUGAGUCCAUUUUUAUGACUUAAUUAAACAGUUUAUAGUUAGUCAUCAGUAAGGCAAUGGCCCAUGACAACGUAACCCUGGUAAUUACUAUGUUAUUGCACAGAUAAAGAGCAGAGCAUAAAUUGUUCUUUAGUCUUUGUGCUCUCUGUUGGCCUGUCUCUAUUCAUCAUGCACCGCCCCCUCCAAUAUCCCCUGUUGGUGUUGUCUAUCCACGUCUCUGCUUGGCCAUCCCCCCUCCCCUGCUCAACCCCUCUCUCUGUCUCUCGCUUUCUCUCUCUUUCUCUCUCUCUCUCUCUCUGUCUCCAACUCUCCUCCUCUGUCCCCAAUCUGACCCUGAUCUAAAGUGUUAUUGAGUUGAAAGUAACUUCCCCCAUGGGCAUGGCCAAGAGGCAGCACUGAGCAGAAAAUCUCAUCAAUGAAUUGCAGUUUAUAAAAGGGGGAAUAAAACCUAUUCCUGAUUGAUUGUUCUUUUAUCUUGGACUGUCUUUGGCUAGAGGUUAGGUUGUUGCUUUUAUGUGUUUUAACAUUAACAAAGUACUCCCAGCGCUGCGCAGCUUUUUGUAAUUUUUUAAAUGAAACAGCCUCUGGGUUUAGCACUGGUGUUCAUCACAGGAGCAACUGGAACACUUCUGUUUUGGCUACGGGGAAUAGUGAAGAGCAUUUUCGCAACUUUUUGAUGUUUUGUAGAACAAAUGUUUUCAUCCGUUUAUUGUUGAAAUAAUGUGCAAAUUAACCGGUAUUGAACAAAGCCGUGCACAGAUGGGGCUAACAUGGAUUAAAUGACAUGAGUUCUUUGUUGUUAACUUUCCAUCUCAUUUAUUAUUACAGGGUCCACCAAAGAUGGAUAGCAAGUCUGAUACAAAGCAGGACACGAAAGCAUCCACAAACACAUCUGAAAGGCCUCUGAACCUUCACCGCCCCCCACCAGACAGCAAAACACAUCCCUCUGGAAAGAAAACGCCGACUACACAACCCAGCCCACGUACAUCUACUCCACCACUACCUGCAUCAAAGGAACCCAGCUUUGACAGCGUGAAGCCUCCUCAAUACACCUACAGCACUGAAAGUCAGAAAGACAAGGACAAGGGUGGUCAAAACUGGGGGGCACCCACGGUCACUGAGAAGUUAGCUCAACUCAUAGCAACAUGUCCACCUUCAAAAACCCCCAAGCCAGCCAAAUCUGCAAAGAUUGAACCAGCUGCUCCUCUCCCAAGCUCUGGCUUUAUGGCUCCUACAGCGAAGCAGCGAGAUAGAGCCAUGGCCAAUAGGAACACAUAUUCAAGAAUGGUACACCUUUCUCCCCCACCUCCUGUUUCACGACCACCUGGCCGGCCCUACGGCUCUAGGAACAAGGACAGUGUUAUGGAAAAUUCAUCCCCCCUGACACCUCUGAGGAAGGAGGAAACAGAGGGGCUGGGGAAAGUUAGUAGCUGCGGCUCUAACAACAUCAGCACCAACAUGAACAGCAGCAACAGCAGUAGUCGCAGCAGCAGCCCUGCACUCAGCUUUGGCAAUAGCCGCCUGUCGGUCAUGUCAAAGGACAGCAGCAGUGACAACAGCAACAGUAGCAUUUCAAAGACACAGUCACGUUCACCUCACUGCCCACCCCAUACUGCAUCUUCAUCAUCUUGUCCCACGUCAUCCUCUUCCACCACCACAGCUGAGCAGAGGACGGUGAGUGCAGUCAGUCACAUGGGCUCCCCUGCACCAUCACAAGGACAUUACGCACGGGAAAGUCCGGCUUUGGCAGAGGAAAGCAGUGCGAGUGAGGUGGAGCAGGACAGAGACAGACCCAGGGACUUAACCAAGUCAUCCUCUCAGACAGGAACAGGAAAGUCUGAAGGAAAAGACAAGGGGGCUAGUAAUCAGUCACUGCGAGGGGAGAGAGGGAAGAGCUCUAGCCCUAGUAAGCGCAAUCCCAACCACGAGGGAGGUCGUCCUGGUCGGACCAGUAGCCCCCCUGAAUCUUUGAGACAAAGGGCAUCUUCUUCACCAGAACCAGAUGGUGAAGAUGGCCCACAAACACCUCUCAGAGAUGACUCUCCAGAUUCAUCUGUGGACUCCCCUGAAGAGCAGGACAGCAAGCCCCUUAAAAAACGCAGAGGGAGGAAACCCCGCUGGUCUCGUGUUGUGAGCAAGGCACAGAGUCAAAGAUCAGGUGAAGACAGUCCCUUCGACCAGAAUAAUACCAUCUUGCCUUUAUCUUCAAACCUAGAAUCACAGUCGCCACCUGUUAAGAGACCUGUGGGCAGGCCACCAAAUCCAAAUAAGGUCAGACCAAAUCCUGUGCCACAAAGUACAGCGUCACAGCUUUUUCCACCUCAGCCUAAAAAAAGAGGAAGGCCAAAGUCUAAAAUGCCAACACUUGACGCCCCGCCCCAUGGGUGCCUCCCUAACAAGCUUGCCCCCUCUAAGGUCUUUUCAUCUUUGCUCAAGUCCAAAGAAGAGCAGGAUCCUCCUGUUCUUCACCCAGAGGUAGACCUCAACCCCCCUAAACCUAUGCCGAGAAAGCGUGGACGCCCCAAGCGCCUUCCUCCUACCUUGCCUCAGGAGGGUCAGCCUCCUACGUUGGCUCCGGAAGCAGGAGACAUGGGAGACAAGCGAUUUCGCAACAGAGGAAAUGGGCAGCUUAUCAUGAAAACUAUUAUAGGCAAGAUCAAUAAGAUGAAGAGUGUGAAAAGGAAGCGUAUUCUCAGUCAAAUAUUGUUAGGCCCAAGAACAGAGGAGAGCCCUAAAAGCACCAACAGUGGAGUGGUUGGCCCCGCAGAAGCUGCAACCCAAUCAUUAUCAUCGCUGGCUGCUUCUUUUGGGGGGAAACUAGGACCACAAAUUAACGUCAGUAAAAAGGGCACAAUAUAUAUGGGCAAGAGGAGAGGCCGUAAACCAAAAUCAACCACAAAUGCUACAACACCACCACCAGACCCCUUCCUAUCCCCAAACACAACUUCUCCCCUUCAUCAUCAUCAGUUACAGUCCCAGCAACAGCACCAGCUCUCCUCCUCUGAGGUCUUUCCCUCCCCCUCACUGUCACAGUCUAGCGGGGGCCACAGUCCCAUCAGCGAUGCCAGCUUUCUGGAGCCUGGCUCUGUGCACUUUGCAGGUCACUCUCACUACUCUAACCCCCAUCACAGCCACAACACUUUUUCCUUCCCUCCCCCAACCUUUUCAGCACCUAAUCCUCGCAACCAGGGCCUGGGCUCAUCAUCUAUGGCUGCAGCAGCCUCACAGAAAAAGUCAUCUUGCCGUGGAUACCAUCAUCACCACCACCAUUACAGGCAGCACUACCAUUAUCAUAAGCUCUCCCCUCCCAGGCCGCUCCAUCCCACCUCCCCUGCCCCCCUCAGUGAGCUAAAAGAAGCCACUCCGUCACCAGUUAGUGAGUCACACAGUGAGGAGACAGUGCCCAGUGACAGCGGUAUAGGAACGGACAAUAACAGCACCUCUGAUCGUGGCGAGAAAGCAGGAGGGGCAGGUGGAUUGGGUGGGAUCGGAAUGCCACACGGGAUGGGCAGUGGAUUAUUAAUGCCAGGAGUCAUUGGUUCAGCCAUGGGUCCAGGAGUGGGCCUUAAUUCUAGAGGCAGGCGGCGGCAUACGGCCGUGCUGAUGGAACAUCCCUCACCCUCUCCAUCACCCCAUGGAGCAAGGUCAUCACCUGAUCCCCGGAGACCUCACCCAGCAGCCCCCACCUCCUCCUUAAUAGGACACAAGGAGAAACAUAAGCACAAGUGUAAACGCCGCAGCCAUGGGUGCCCUGGCUACGACAAACUAAAGAGACAGAAAAGGAAACGCAAGAAGAAGUACCUGCAGCUACGAUCCCGCAGGCUUGAUCCAGACUUCCUCGCAGAGUUGGAUGAGAUUGUUGUCAGACUGAGCGAAAUAAGGAUAGCACACCGUACCACCGGGCACCGACUUGGUAGUGGUUUUGGCAUAGCAGCAGGAACAAGUAGAGUGCCAGGAGUCAGUAGCAGGGCGAGUGGUGGCCUAGGAGGCACAGGAGGACCUCCUCCACAUCAUUAUGUACACAGGGACCUCUUGCCCACCAUCUUCAGGGUUAACUUUGGCAGCUUCUAUUCCCAUCCUGCUUACUCCUGUGACCCUUUGCACUAUGUUCGUAAACCAGACAUGAAGAAGAAACGUGGGCGCCCUCCUAAACUAAGAGAGUCCAUGUCCGAGGUUCCAUUUGUACCAGGGCUUGGAUUCCCACUCUCAAGUGGAGGUUUUUACCACCCCUCCUACGGCGUCCCCUACUCCUCCGGGCCUCUGGGCUUGGGCUACUACAGAGGCUUCCCUCCAGCUAGUGCUCUGUAUCCCCACCCACACCACCAGUCUCCUCACACAGCCCCAUCUCACCACUCUCACCACUCACCCUCUUUCCCUCCUCCUCCCCCGACAUCUUACAUGCAUCAUCACCCCUCUCAUCUCUUACUAAACCCUUCCAAAUUUCACAAGAAAAAACAUAAGCUGCUCAGGCAGGAGUACUUGGGAGGAGGAAGGUCCCCGGUCCUGUUUCCACCUAUGUCCUCUGAGCUCUCCUUCAACUGGCACCACAAACACAAACACAGACACAAACACAGAGAGCGCUGUGCCGAGGAGGACAGGGAGGAAGCGGGGAGAGGAGGAUCAGGGAGCCGGGCUGGUGCAGGGAUUCCUGACAGCAGCGCAACGGGGAAAGGAGAGAGAGUUGGUAGUUUAGGGAUGGCAGAGUCUCUGCAAAGAUGUCGCUUUGGACGAGACAACUCCAGCACCAGUGCCAGCAAGCAACCAGCCACCACCUCUGCCAACUCUCCCUCUUCUUCCUCAUCCUCAUCUGCAGAAAGGUACAAGCGUAAAGAAAGCUCCAUGUCCUGUCUCGGCCCCUCCAGGCUCGCACUGGGCAGUAGCUCAAAAGGCCACCACCCAGUAGAGUCGUGGUUCAGGAUGGGCAGUUCUAAAGCGGACUACUCUAAGCUCUCACGGAGUCAUGUUGCACCUGGCCAGGGUCCCUUCUCAGACGGACGGGCCGAAGACCCAGCGGGCUGCUCAGAUAGUGAGGACGAGGAGCCCCUCACACCCACGGAUGAUAUAGAGCCCGGAGCACAUGACUCUCCAAAUCCAACAAAUCUCUUUGCUUCCGCUCUCACCCGCACUUCGCUGAAAGGGGGCAGGGGCAGAAAGACUGAGAUGGUUGCAGAAAGUUCAAGCUUUGCCCGCAUAGACCGGCCAAUGAGGAAGGACCGCUCAGCGUCUGUAGAGAGGAGAGAGUUAGGUAAGUCAAAUUUAUAAGUUAAAUUUAAAGUUGGUCUGAAUGAAAGAGGUACUUACAUUUAAGAAUCAGCUGAUAAAUAGGUCAAGAGAGUGUCUUUGUGAUUUCUUUGAAGUUAGGACAUUACAGGGACCAGUAACAGCAGCUGCAGUGAUUUUCUUUGUGCAUCCAUUUGUUCUCGACGCUGUUUUCACAGCGAAAUCUCAUCACAGUCAUGUAGCUCUGCACACGGAGCUUUCCAGCGCGGGCACUCUCUUGACCCAAAUUAAAUGAGCAUCGUUAAAGGUUGUAAAGUCAAUUGUGCACCAAAUUCAUUUUCCAAAAAUAGAUGGAUGCAGCUGAAACAAGAAUCCUGUGGCUGAAUUUGAUUGGCUGGUGUCUGAUGAGCUUCAUGGCUCGGCACAGUUCUGGUGAAACUGGCACAGUGUGCAAUCAAUUCGAUCCAGUGCCGAUUCCAGGGCUACCUAUUUGUGCAAUAACUCUUUUAGACACUGCCAUGUGGCGCAGCAAGGGGGCUCUCAAAUCUUGUUUGAUCUUUGCUCAGUGAAGCCUGCUGAAAAUCCUUCACAGAGCCGCGAAACAGUGAAGUGGUUACAACUGGAACCAUCCACACAUCAGUUGUGGUUGGAUCAAACAACACUGGAAACGCUCUGUUCUGUCUCUGUAGCCUUUUCCACUAUCCCUUAUUUGCACAAAGAAAAUACCAAAUGCAAUGAACUUCUUAUUCUGACACAGAAAGGCCCCCGUAAUAUCAUUCCCUGUGCAUACUCCAUCUGACAUUUGGUAGCUCUUACUAGUGGUUACGGGCUUGGCGAAAAAAAACAUGUGCUAUGAUUUAAACAGGCUCCUGUUUGAGUGUGGAGGGCUGCAGUUGGCUGCAUUUGAUAUUGCUUUUUCUGCCAGAUCUGAAGGGGUGGAGUGUUUUGUUAACAGGCUAUAUAUAGUAGGUAUUUUCCUCAAAAGCCUACAAUGUGAGGCCUCAUCCCGUCCUUCAGUGCACACAGCACCUGGGCUGAGCUGGGGUUGCUGAUGAAAGAUGCGGGGCCUCAGCUAUGUUUUUGCUUUAUUAGUUUGAGUGAAUGACCCUCGCUGAGACUGAUAGACAUUUGUUUCUCUGUCUGUCUGUGAGUGGCAUGUUAGGUAUCUAGUGAAUACCACCUUAAAAAAAAUCCCCUCCUUUGACUCCAGGGUAAUAAACAAAAAGUGCUAAGUCAGCAAAAUAUCACGGUCUAUACUUAUUUUUUUGCUUGUCAACCACACCAGGUGUCCUUUAUCUUUUGCUUUUCAUUUGGCAUGACUUGAUGUCAAAAAACUGAGCAGUGUUGUGCGGGGUCCUAAACUAACAGGAAGCCCUGCUAAAAACAAAAACAGAAAGGCCUCACAAUGUGGGCAGGAUGAAGCGUGGCAUUGGCUGCUUUUAAACAAAUCCAGCACCUUCCUGCAGUGUUGGUUGAAAGUGUGUGGAUGGAUGUUGAACUGUUAUUUGGGAUAACUUCACAGAGAGACAAACAGAACAUGAAUAUGUUGUAACUGAUGCCGUUCUCUGCCCUCGAGUCGAUCAACCACAGCUGAUCUCUCUUGCUUGGAGUAAAAAAAUAGUUUGUUGUAUUGAUAUUUUUUUAAACUUCAGUAUUUUGGAUAUUUUUGGAGUUUUAAAACGAAUAAAAGGUAACACAUGCUGUUUAAAAAUGAUAAGCAUGGCUACUUUUGACAUGUCUGUAAGUGAGAUAGGAGGCUGUAUGGUCCCCAUUUACUGCCUGAUGCAGUUCAAACAACAGCGGGGUAAUCCAGGAUUAGAGCUCAGGACAUGGGGUCACCCAUCGGUCACAGACAGCACCAUUAAGGUACAGGAGGCCAAGGGUGGGAACUGGGCCGCCACACAAGACAAGUGGGGACUGAUGUGUAGAGACACACUCUGACAGAAGAGUAUGUGUGGAGGAGUACAUGUGGCUGAUGGAGAGGGGGAAAAACAGCUAGGAAGACUAAGGAUUAAAGAUAAAGUAAGACAGAAAAGAAAAAGUGUGGAAAUAUUUGUACUUCAUCUUAAAAAGAAAAUGAAAGUUUAUAUUUCAGCAACGACUGUGAAGUAAGCAAAGUUUGCAUGGUGGGCUUAAUAAACUACUAUACUGUAUUUCAUCUAAGGGAUAAAAAAGGAUGAAAAACGAGAAAGUGGUCAGGCAAGAGUUAAUCCUAUUGUCCUCCUGAUUAGCUACAUAAUUAGCUUAAUUUCACCACUUAGACACUGUGACUUGGGUGACAUGUCUGGAGCUCAGUGGAGUUAGUCUGAAGAGGUAUGAAAACAAUCUUUCACUGUACCUGACAUGCAAGCAUCAUGUUAAUGGACUAGUACAAGUAAUAGCACAACUAUACCAUCAUAGAGAUGUGUAAGUCAACUAUUUUUUGAUUUCCACUAAAAAAGAAGUUAAAAAAGCUUUAAAGAAAUAAUCUUAAUGAAUGUAAAUUAGUUAAAAACACUUCUUCUUCAGUGUACUUAAAAGGGAGCACAUUUAAGCUCUUAAAAGAGUGUAAAAUGUUGAAUAAGUUGUGGAGAAGUAGUUUGACUAGGAUUUUAGAUCACCGGGUUAACAUGCUGAGCAGUGGAAAGAAGAUUUUUAGGUCAGAUGAGUAAAGGAAGUAAGAUAGAGUUGAGACAGUUAGGAUGACAAAGCACCAAAGAACAAUGUGAAGGAAGAAAAACAAGCUAAACAACAGGAUGGUGGGGAAAAUGAGGCAGAGUCUAAGAUGUAAAAUGAUGCACUGAAGGAAAGAAUGAAUUAAAACUGAAGAAUAAUUUUCUGAGGUAAAAGGAGAGGUGGGAAAAAAGUUUUUGAAGUGGUUUCAGUAAUCAAGAAAUGAGUACGACCCCAAUUCCAAAAAGAAUAAAAAAGUGCUUAUGACUAGCGUACACAUUUGUGAAGGCAUCUCUAAUGCAGAACAACAAAAAGGUUUUGAAGCAACAAAGCUGUUGUUCAAUCAAUGUUUUUUUGAAGAGACCAUGCAUAUUUCAGAAAGACAAUACCAAACCUCACCCUGCACAUAUUACAACAGCGUGACCCUGCAUUAAAUGCGUUCAGGUGCUUAACUGGCCAUCCUGCAGUUCUGAUUUGUCACCCUUUAAAAACAUUUGGUGCAUCAGGAAGCGAAAAGUACAACAAAGGAGACCCUGACCUGUUAGUCCGACAACAUCCUAUAUCAGGCAAGAAUGGGACAACAAGUCCCUAAAGACUCCAGAGUGUUGUUAACAGAAGAGAUGAUGCAACACACUGUUGAUUAUGCCUCCGUCCUGACUUUCGUGAUAUGUGUUCAGACUUGAAAUGAGAAUAUUUCAUGAUUUAUGAAUUAGUAACAUAGCAUUUAAAGUAUUUAUAAACCAUCAAGUUUUGUUCCGUUUAAAUGUUUCAAAGUGUCAGGACUUUUUCAGAAUUGGGUUAAGAGCAGCUUAGAGAUGAUCAGAGUUUAAAGACAGAAUCUAAUGCUGCUGUUAAAAGCUUGAGAGUGUCACUCAGAGGUGUGUAUGUGGUAUUAAUUUCCCGUUUCUUUGAUCAGGCUCAUCAGGUAUCCAGACAAGAGGUGUUCCCCUCUCAACCUCAGAUGUACCCGAAGGAUCCAUGCACCAUCGGCAGCAGCACCAUCACCAACCUUCCCUGUUCCACCCCCACAGCUCUGCCUCCUCUUCAUGCCUCUCCCCGUCGCAGGACUGUUGUCUGGAUUCCUCUCUGUCCCACCACUCCCAUCGGACACAGCCCUCAAAACACAGCCUGCACCACGUCAACAAAAUCCUGCGUGCUAAGAAGCUGCAGAGGCAGGCUCGCACGGGGAACAACAUGGUGAAAAAGAGAGGCCCAGGACGCCCAAGGAAACACCCUUUACCCUCCCCUCCACCUUCCCCACCACCACCAGUGGUUGAGAUGAAUCAGAACAGGCACAAGGACAGAGCUGGAGAGCGGCCAGCAGGGGGUAGAGGGUGGGAAGGGGACACUGUGACAGAUGCUAUCGAGUCAGUAGUCCAGGGCCAACGUAGGAAAGGUCAGAAGAGGAAACACUGGGAGAGGGAUGGGGAAGAAGAGGAGGAAGAAGAGGAAGAGGACGGGGAGGUAGAGGAGACUGAAGACGGAUCGCCGGGCAGGGAGGAGAACCUUGGCAACAUGGUGGCAAGGUCCAAAACUGGUACAGGAAGAAGCUGGCUUACCCAGGACAAGCUGCAGCAAUAUCAUGGGUGAGCACUUCUUUGUCUCAGCCUUAGGACUCAGACUAACAUUUACUCGAACCUCAGGAAUACUCAUUUUUAUCUCCAAAGCUAGUAUAUAAAGAUCCAGUUAUGUAAUACAGUUGGAAUAGAGUUGGAAACCAAAUCUUGGUGCUUAUUUUAGCUCUAUGGAGGGUAAACCAGAUGGCUCCUGCUCCCCUGAGAUCCCAGGCACCACCUCCGGGGAACAAGCCCCACCCAUGCCCAUAACCAGCCAGCGGGAGAAGAGACCGGCCAGACCUCCAAAGAAGAAGUUCCAGAAGGCGGGACUUUACUCCGAUGUGUACAAGACUGAAGAGUGAGUCCUGAACAAAGUCCAAAAUACAACUUUUUGUAUUUCCCAAAAUUAUUCUUCCUUCAGAUAUCAGUGCUCUGCAAUCAGUUUUCCUGGUGUGUUUGUCAUGUGAAAUAUGUUUACAUUUGACUGUUUCUUAACCCUGCCUUGUAGCCCCAGGAGUCAGCUUCUGCAGCUAAAGAAAGAGAAGCUUGAAUACAUACCAGGGGAGCACGAGUAUGGAUUGUUUCCAGCUCCUAUACAUGUUGGUAAGUCUUAAUUCAGUCUUUCUUUUCUUUUUUUGCAUGGCACUACCUGUUUUCAAAACAUGUGAAAUUAUUACCAAACUGAUUUACUCCUGAAUUAAAACUGCAUGCAGCACAAGUGUAAGUUAUUAAUGUUUUCCUUUGUCGGUUAAAGCUAUGAUUACAUUGGUUGUGACUCCGUUUCGUUCCCGACAGUUGUAGGUGUUAAGUGCAGGGGCCAAUUUCCACCAGUUACAUUAUAAAUCGAUUGCCCCCUCUGUUACCUUACUUGGAAACUAUGACAUAAACAACCAAUGGAAACUGCAGUUAUUAUCUGAAAGUGCUGCUUUCAGAUGCAGCUGUGGCAGAGUCAUAGCACAAAAGACACAACCAUCAGAUUUCUCAUUACACGUUUUGAUACUAAGGAGAGGAACCCAGAACCGUGUAAAAAGGCACUUGACCUUCAGUUAUACAGCUGGGGUCUAUUGUUAGAGAAACAGGAAACUUCCCCCAUAAAUUUUACAACUUCUGCAAAUGUCCUUUCUUGUAAAAUGUCUGGUGUGAUCAGCAACGACAGCGUUACCCAGAAUUAAGUUACUGAAGGUUAAAUGUUCUCACUACAACAGGCCAGUUUUUUAUGUGUGAUUUCACAGUAAAAACCACAAACACUCUUUUAAUUAGAUGACAAAGGCUUCAGGGUUUACUCAUCAACAUUUCCAGAUAAAUGAAUAAGACUCUCCUUAGAACUGGACCCUUAGUUCUUACUGCUAUUACUGGCCUGAACUUUCAGUUUGAUGCACAAGAUGUGUCAAUUGAUCAAACCUCUCUUUCACUUCCAUCACAUUAGAGUAACUGAUCUAUGUAUACAGUCAAAAAGUCCAUCCUUAGUUUUGACAGUGUGUGUUUCAAAACUGUUUCUCUUGUCACCUUAAUUUUCUCUGCUUUGUAUUUUUGUUUUUUCUUUCAGGGAAGUACUUGAGACAGAAGCGCAUUGAUUUCCAGUUGCCUUACGACAUCUUAUGGCUGUGGAAACACGAUCAGGUGAUCAAUUAGAUUGAUCUUGAAAGUUUUUAUAGUUUUUCCAUGCUCACAGUAAACUACUGAGAGUGGAGGAAAGGAUUAUUUCUGCCUUUUAAACCGCUCUGUGUUAAUUAAUGUGUUUUUGUCUUUCAGCUAUACAAAAGACCCGAUGUCCCCCUUUAUAAAAAGAUCAGAUCAAGUAAGUGUGCAGCCAGAAUGUAAUUUAGAUCCCCAUCAGUUUCUGUGCUCUUAUGUAUUUGUUUUAUCACUCUGGUUGUCCUGAUUGUUCGGACCGUUAUUGCCCUUAAUUCAGAUAUAAUGUAAUAAGAUAUUAAGAAUAUCUGAUGCUUUUACUGCUGAUCACAUUUUGUAAGAGUGUCACAAGCUGGAAAUGUGAAACAGUACUCAACCAUUUGCGUCACAGAUGUCAAUGUGGAUGUGAAGCCCCUUUCUGGUUAUGAAACAACUACAUGCAACUGCAAACCUCGAGAAGACAAGACUGAAAAAGGCUGCCUAGAUGAUUGCCUGAACAGGUAAAGUCAACAUAUUUUUCUUUGAGCAGUUUAUUUUCAGUUUGUUUAGGUUUAUUAUUUCUUCAUGGAUGUUGUUGUUUUGAUUAAAAAUGUAACACAUACAUAUGCUGUGAGGAGAGAAGAGUAGUAGCCUCAUUUUGGGUUUUUUAAUCGGUGUCCCCAGAAUGAGUUUUGCCGAGUGCUCUCCCAGCACCUGCCCCUGUGGGGAUCAGUGUGACAACCAGCACAUCCAGAGACAUGAGUGGGUCCAGUGUCUGGAGCGAUUCCGUGCUGAAGGGAAGGGCUGGGGUAUCCGCACCAAGGAGUCGCUUCGUUCUGGACAGUUCAUCAUUGAGUAUCUGGGAGAGGUGGUCAGCGAACACGAGUUCAGGUGAGCUGAUGUGGCCACAUGUUAUGGAGGAGAUUGUUACCUUUAGCUGCCAGACAUGCCCUAACUUCCUCAGUUCAGGACAUGCUUUAUAUGUUAUAUAUCAAAUGGAGGUAAUAGUUCCACUCCUCUUUUCUACCUCUUUUCAGGAGCCGUAUGAUGGAGCAGUACUUCUCCCACAGUGGCCACUACUGUCUCAACCUGGAUAGCGGCAUGGUGAUUGACAGCUACCGAAUGGGCAAUGAGGCACGCUUCAUAAACCACAGCUGCGAACCCAACUGUGAGAUGCAGAAGUGGUGGGUGUCAUCGCAGCUUUAAAUCUCCUAAUGUCCUUGUGUGACUUUUGGGUUCUCACCAAAGUCCAGAUUUGGCUAAGCCCUCUUAGGCGUGAGCGUGAGCAGAUUCUAAGUUGGUAGGAAAAGACUCAAUGAGGAGCACAAUAAGAGAUAAGCUUCAUGUUUAAAGGGGCCCAGCAAAGUUUGAGUUAUGGUGCACAUGGGUCUCCUGGUGUGAUGGCGGAAUGUUUAUAUGAAAUACCAAUAGGAGCUCUCUUUGUCCAUGAGCUGAGCACUACCAGUCAAUCAUGUACCAGUACCAAAAUAUACUGGCUCUUGAUACCCAUCCCUACUCCUUAGUGAUUUAUUUUGCCGUGUGUUGUUUACCUUUUGUUUUGGGGGUUCUGUUCUUUAUGAGUCACUCAUAUCAAAGAUAGUGAGAUGGAUGUGACGUCCACACAAAGCAUGUGUAGUCUGCACACGGCUUGUAUGCUGAGGCUACAGUCCUCGCUGUCAUGGUUGCUGGUUUAACUCCUGACCACAACUCUUUACCUCUACUGUUCUGACAUUUUCUGUCUCUCGUCAGCUGACCUGUGUGCACUGAUGUCAGUAACUGGGUGUUAAAUUUGUCACCGAGGAAUUUUGUGUAGUCUCUGUGUGGCUGUUUCUCAUCCUGUGACCAAAGCCUCUGAUAAUCUCAUGUAAGAUGUGAGUGUCUUAUUGUUGAAUGUUUUUAAGUGAUCUUAAGAGGAGAUUGGUUUGUUAUGCUGAAAAAAAAUCCCUGAAAUGCUCCAUGCCUUUAAAUGAGGUGCUGUUUGCAUCCAUGUCUUCUUUUUCCUCCUCUUUGUUGGUGCAUUGCAGCACAUUGUGGUAUUACUGCCACCUGUAGUUAAGUGGAAUACUGUGACACCAUUGGUGGGAGAUUUUAUAGUAUCAUCUGCAUGCGCUCCUGUGCAUGUGUGUCCUCUAAAGAACUCCUCUGGGAGCCUUUGAGGACUGUUGGGUACAUCGGCAGUCAGAGUUUAUUAAAGAGGCAGACAGUUUUAAACAAGUGGAGCUGUGAGUCUCGCUGCAUUGUUGUGAGAAGAGAGUGGGAGAAGCUGAUUGGAAAAUGUUCCACCUUGAUAAUUCAGUAUUUUGUUUGCUAAAUGCUUCCGUCAUUUAUGGUUAACGAACUGGAAAAUACUAGCCUAUUACUGAAAUGGCUUCAGUUAAUUGCUAUCUGUUUGUGAGCCUGAUGAUAGGGGUGGGUGGGUAAUGUCUUAACCACUCGGCAAGAGGUAAGCUGGGUAUAAUGAAAGCGCCAGAAUGAAGAGACAGAUUUUCAGUGUAGAAAUGAUCACUUUGAUGCCGCACGAUUCUAAUAAGGACAAGGUCAGACAAGCCACAAAAAGUCCUGCGGUAGACAUUUAUUUUUGAACCCUCCUAAAUUUAUUGCAGAACAGGGCUAACACUAUUUCCAGCCACAUGUUAUUAUCAAUCUUGUAGCUUUUUUACUACUGCGAGUGUGAUUGAAUAUCAGUAAAUGGGGGCUCAUUUGCACCGGAUUAGAUUUGUAAUAUUUUUUAGAAGUAUUUGAAAUGAUGUGGGUUUAUAACAGCCGUACAGUCAAACCACUGGGACUCGAGUUACAGCUGUUUCAGGGUAUGUUCAGCAGUAUUGUGUUGCCCUAGUUUGGGUAUCUUCCAUAAGCUCCAAAAGGGACAUGUGAAGCAGGUGCACUCCAUUGUAAAUGAGAAAGCUCUAUGUCCAAACCCCAACCUCCUUAAUGUGGUUGUGUGGUGGUAAUCUGAUGAGAUCACCUCAGCCAGUCCUGCCAGUGUUCAGAGACCGAAAUGGCUUUAAGCUGUUGCACUACGCCAAAACAAUUCACUGGUUUCCCGGGGUAUUGUUCUCACAGCAUGCCUUAAUUCACAGCAGUGGCAGACCUGGCCUUAGCUGGCUUCACUGUGUCAGACUUUUUAAAGUAGAAACUUACUUUUGGUCUCAUGGUGAUGUGUUUCACCUCUAAACGGGGAAUCUGCGACAUAUGUCACAGCAGUUUAACCCUCAGCAGGUCUGGUGUGAGACAGCCAACAACCUAAAGAGAGAGGAAUAUCAAACUUCAGUGCACUCUGCCCUCCAGCAUACAUCAGCUCAUAAUCUAGGGCACUGGACAGUGCAUGUGUAGAGCGGCUGUGCUGAAAUAAAAGACUCACCAAGGAUGGAGGAUUUUCAGCACAAAGCCUGACGAGUCAUCCAUCUUGUCACAGAAGAGAGAUUACAUGCAGCCGGGCCUUAGAUACAGCUGUAGUGGCUGAAGACAAUGCGCUGAACCAGCUUUUUACCCCUAUAGAAGGAAUAAAUUAUCAAGCGGCUGGCAAACAGAAUAGAGCGCUUUAUUCUUGGAAGAAUGGCGAAAAGCUGGAGCACUGCUUCGUGUUGAGAGGGGAGAAAAAGGACUGACAAUGUGGAAAAAACCAGGACAGUCUUCCUGUUCUCUUUUUCUCUCUCAGCCUUUUAAAAUACAUUCAUUUGACUGCCUUUUAACGGCCUGUCGAACAUUAUUUUGUGUCAAGUUCUCACUUUUGUUUUGUGGUAAUUUACUGUUUCUCAAUACAUUCUGGUGCCUGUCAUGUCGUAGCACCUGACGGGGAACAUCUUUGGAGCAUAUAAUUUUAUUUCCUUGGAAUAUAUUUACCACAAGAUUGUAUGAUCUUAGACAUUAAUACUAUCUUAAAAAUAGAUGGUACAAUAAUACACGACUGGAGCAUCAAAACACACCUGAUAUUGACAGAUUUUCCCCAACAUCCAUUAGCUUUCCUGUCCUUAAGCUUUAGUUUCAUCUUUUCACCGCUAUCAUGUGAAUGUUCCACUCUCUGACAUGACCUCUCUUUGAUGCCUCUCUCUCAGGUCUGUGAAUGGUGUGUACAGAAUCGGUCUUUUUGCUCUCAAGGACAUCAACAGCGGCACUGAGCUCACCUACGACUACAACUUCCAUUCCUUCAACACAGAGGAGCAGGUAGAGCACCAGCGACCAGCUUUGACCUCCUCAUUGAAAAGCACUUUAAAUAUUUCAUGCUAAGAGCUAUCUGUGCAGCUGCUUCUAUUUUGGUAAGGCCCAUUUCUCACUUAAUAACUAACUGCACUGUCUUUUUCUCUACUGUCUACAGCAAGUGUGUAAGUGCGGCUCUGAGAGCUGCAGGGGCAUCAUCGGAGGGAAAAGCCAACGUAUUAAUGGCCUGCCAGGGAAGACAGGGGGGGCUCGGCGGCUGGGUCGGCUUAAAGAGAAGAGGAAAUCAAAACACCAGCUCAAGAAACGAGUGAGUAGUCAGCGGAGAAAGAAAAACAAAAAGCUUGUUUCUUGCAGAUUUUGAAACGUCAAUAUUCUGAGUAAUAUACCACAGAGAAUGAAUCCCUGAUCGUUCUUGUUCUACUGAAUAGAUACCACAGUGUUUGGGUAAAAUGUUUUAGCUGAAGCUGUUGCCUAGUUGAUUAAGGUCAUAUCAGAGUCUGCCUUUCUAAAUAUCAGGUGCAGUGUCUAUGUAGGGCAUGAAAUUGUCUGUGUCUCAGAGGUACUCUUAGUGGGACACAAAAUGCCUAAAAAAAGUAGCUCUGAAUACUUCUAGCUUUUACUUUUGCUUUGAAGCCUUGAUAUUUUCACAGCAAAUAAGCAUUAUGUAAUACUGUCUUUUAAAUAUAGGCUCAGCAAUAUACAGUAUUGUCUGUUGUCUAAAAGAGGUUGUUGAACUCUGUUUGAGCUUAGCUUAAAAAAAGUUCAUAUGAGGAGUUCUUAAUUUAGAUCUCCCUCAACGCAACUUUCUUCAUUUCUAGGAAGAAGAGUCGAGUGACAGCAACAAGUUUUACCCUCAUCUCAUGAAGCCCAUGUCCAACAGAGAGAGGUAAGCACAAACACAGAAGAGUGGGUCAUGACUGCGCUGGAUAUAUCACUGAUUGUAAUUAUCAGAAUACUAAUCAGCUGAACAGAAAGAGUUUUCACGAAGGUUUAACUUUAUUUGAUGCCUAUCUCUAUAACGCAUUAUAAAUACAUGUAUAAUGUGUUAUAAUCACUUUAUAGUACUGUAUAAUUAUAGUUAUAAACACUCAUAAGUAAUUAUAAUGCUUGAUAGCAAUAAUCAUAACACAUUAUAAAGCAUUUUAUCAUGACUUACAAGGUCAGGUAUUAUAAUGUGUUAUAACUGUUAACAACUUACUGACAAUGCCCAUAUAGAUAAUGCAAUGCAGCUGUUGUUAACAGUUAUAACACAUUAUAAUACCUGACCUUGUAAGUCAUGAUAAAAUGCUUUAUAAUGUGUUAUGAUCAUUGCUAUCAAGCAAUGUAAUCAUUUAUGAGUGUUUAUAACUAUAAUUAUACAGUGCUAUAACAUGAUCAUAAAGCAUUAUAUAUUUAUUUAUAAUGCAUUAUAGAGAUAUGCGUUAAAUAAAGUGUUACCGGAAGUUCUUAUUUUAUCAGUUUCACGCACAGUCUCAGAAAGAAAGUAUAAGAAUGGUAUAAAGCUGAUUUUUAAAAAAAAACAACGAUUUGAAUGAAUGUAUCCUGAAGCACCUCUGUCACCUCUGACCCUCAGAAACUUUGUGCUGAAGCACCGAGUGUUUCUCCUGAGGAACUGGGAGAAGAUGAGGGAAAAACAGGAGCUGCUGAAGAGAGAGGGCGAGAGAGAGAGGGACACCAGCAGCCUCUCCAUAUACACACGCUGGGGCGGAGUCAUCCGGGACGACGGCAACAUUAAAUCAGGUGAGUUCAGUUGAGGGUGUUUGUGAACAACCUCCAGAGGAAAUAAACCGUGUAGCUAAUCAAUCACCCUCUGUGUUUCUAGACGUCUUCCUGACGCAGUUCUCAGCCCUGCAGACGUCACGCUCAGUCCGCACACGGAGACUCGCUGCUGCUGAGGAAAACACAGAAGUCACACGCACUGCUCGCCUGGCGCACAUCUUUAAAGAGAUUUGUGACAUGAUCACCAGCUACAAGGGUUAGUGUCGUAACUAUGAUGUACAGCACGGUCAGGCAAAAUCGAAUACCCUUCUAUUGAAUAUUCUCAUUAGUAUGACCGCGAGGCUGACCUGAGAUCUGAUCAGACCUCCCAUCUGUCAACUGCCUUUACGAUAAUAUCUAAUAUCUAUUAAAUAACAAGGCUCUGUGAUUGAGAGAGGAUGACAGAAAUGUUAUUGUGUGUCUGACCUCAGAUUCAGCCGGCCAAACACUCGCUGCUCCACUGGUGAACCUCCCAUCCAGGAAGAGGUGAGUGCAUGAGUCUUUACUGUGGAGUUUGGACUGUUUUCCAUACUGCAGUGCCACCUUGUUAUCUUUUCAAUCAGUGUACAGCACCCACAUAGAGUAACGGUUUUAUCAUGUGCUGCGCAUCUCAGCCGUGACAGUCUGUGUAUAAAUAGUAACCACUUUGAGUCAAAACAAUAACAGCUGGUUUUUCUGUGGCUGUAUGAGACAGUGCAAAGUUAUAAAAAAAGAAAGGUUGUUGAUUUUGUAAAUUCUCAGACUGCUUUUGAUGUUUUCAAAGCGACUAAUUCUCUUGAAUUUGUCCCCCAUCAGGAACAGCCAGUACUAUGAGAAAGUGUCUGACCCUCUGGACCUGAGCACGAUUGAGAAGCAAAUCCUCACCGGCCACUACAAGACAGUUGAAGCAUUCGACACUGACAUGCUCAAGGUGUUUCGCAACGCUGAGGUAAGUAGAUGCCUCAUUAAUUAUUGAACUGCCACUCAAGCUGAACAAUAAACGGUUUUUGAAACUCUUAAGUUCAAGAAAGAGUGGCACCUAGUGACCAGUACUCAAGACCCAAACUAGGAGCUAAAAUUCUCCGAGCUCAUGCUGUUGGAUGAUCCACUGCACGGAGAAUCAGCCUUGAUUUUGAGUGAAUUUGUUCUAGCAACACAACAUCAGCCAAUCAGGUCCCCGUCUGUUAUUUCAAAAUGAUCUACCUAUCAAACUAAAUACUCACACGAUGUUAACAGAUCCUCUCUGCCUGUCAGAUCUAUUUAAAAAAUUAUUGAAAAGACCCAUGUGAUGAUUUCAUCAAGGUGAACGUAGCAGCAGCAUUUGGUCUCAAUCAUUUAAUAACACUGAUAAAAAGAGCAUGUGUGAGUCUCAUGUUUGAUCCUGUUCCUCAGAGCCCAGAAACGAUCAAAACGCCUCAUUACAAGCAGCAUUUUAUCCACGUUUCUGCAGCUCUAGCUCAGCUCCUUCUCCUCCUCCUGCCUGCCUGCCUGCCUGUCUGCCUCACAUACAAACACCUCCCAAGUGGGAUAUAACUUCAUGACCGCUGAUCCUCAGCGCGAACACUGCAGGCCCUCUUUGAUUUACAUCUGUAUAGCUUAGCAGUUUAAACAAGUGGCACUUGAAACCUCUCGGAGCAGCUUACUCUUCCAGUCAAAGAAGUUUGAAGUGGAUGUCUCAAUUAGAUUUAGACUGUGGCCCCGAGACCCUUUAAACCAGACUGAAUCGAGUGCGAGGGGAAUUGUGGUAAAGUGAAGGCUGUGGGGUGUGGCAUUUUCAGCUGAAUGGCAGUUUAAAAUACAACCAGUCUUUUCUGUGACCUUUGUCCUGCAGCUCAGUGUCUUGUCUGAGUGAUGGAAUGAUGCAGGUAUAAAUCUGAGGUCACAUUUGCAUUGGUCCCCUUUUUUAUAUGAUUUCUGUCCUCUUGUUUUGUUGCCUUUGAGGUCUUGUUGUCCUUGUACUUAAUUGUUUUUGGCAAAAUAAAAACAGAAGCCGCAUUUACAACCGUCUUGUUCCCCCUUCAGAAAUAUUACGGCAGGAAGUCAUCGGUAGGCAGGGACGUGUGUCGGCUGCGGAAAGCCUACUACAGCGCCCGUCACGAAGCCGCCGUCCAGAUUGACGAGAUCGUCGGCGAGACGGCCAGUGAAGCCGACAGCUCAGAUUCGCUGGAGCGGGACCACAGCCACCACCACCACGGAGGAGGAGGGCCGGGCUCCCACGACAAGGACGACGACGUCAUACGCUGCAUCUGUGGAAUGUACAAGGACGAGGGCCUGAUGAUCCAGUGUGAAAAGUGCAUGGUAAAAAGAAAACUGUCAAAUAAAAAUAAAGCGUGAAAAAGCAGGAGGGGAGGUCGGGGAGGAAUCUACAUUUUUACUACCCUAGGAAGGAAGAAAGAUGCUUUUUCCAUCACCGGCUGAUAGGUUACACCUGUUUUAGUGAGCACCUUCUCCUGAGACUUUAUCUAACUAAGGAGUCUUUUAUCAAGGAGAGUGUGGAGCGAUCCUCAGAGAGUAUUUUUAGACAAAGAAAACCAGGAGGAAUAUUGAUUUAAACCUGCACAAUAGAGAAUGAAGGAGAGUGUUGCAGCCGUGUUAGUGCUUGUAGAACAGACUCAAAACAUUGCUCUUGAUCAUUAUAGAAUGAGUCACUGUCAGUGCUCCAUAUUUUUCUUUCUUCUUAUUCAACUAUUGUCUUCGUCCCUGUAGGUCUGGCAGCACUUUGACUGUAUGCGGCUGGAGAAGGAGGUAGAGCACUAUCUGUGUGAGCAGUGCGACCCUCGGCUCGUGGAUCGGGUAUGUCUAACCCCCCGCAGAGAGUUUCCUUUGAUUGAUGUAGUUUCAUUUCAUCCAGAUUCCUUGUUGAGAAAUUUCAAAUAUCCUUCUGUUUCUACACUUACAAACCAAAACAAACUCAUUAUGGAGUUUGCAUUGCUGUUUACUAGAGAUACGGCGAUUGAUGGCGUUUUUACCAUAACUGGCCUCACAUCUGCAUUAGUCCUCACACCAGAUACUUCUACCUUGUUUGAACUGGUUUUUAUUAGAACAUCCACAGUUUCACCCCACAAAGAGAAUUAGCCAAUAAAUGUCUCCUAGUUUCUACAUCUUACUACAUCUAAUCUCUCCCACAUGUUUCUGCUGUUACAGGAGGUUCCCAUGAUACCCCAGCCCAGCUAUGCCCAGGCUGGCUCCAUCUACUACAUCUGCUUACUCAGAGAUGACUUGCUGCUACACCAAGGUAUGAAAAAAAAUCAAUGAUCCAAAGUUGAAGUCAUGAGCUCACAGAUGCUCAGAAAGCAUCUAUGAGUUCAUGAUGAAUCAGUUUUGUGUCAUCCUGUGAGCUCCUUUUAAAACGCGUUAAGUGUCAUCAUUGUGUCUUGCGUCCAGGUGACUGUGUCUAUCUAAUGAGAGACAGCAGGCGCACGCCUGAGGGCCAGCCCAUCAGACAGUCCUACCGCCUCUUGUCUCACAUCAAUCGAGACAAACUGGACAUCUUCCGAAUUGAGAAACUCUGGAAGAAUGAAAAGUAAGUGAAUCAGAGAAAUCAUUAGUUUGAAUAUCCAGAUUUACUGCAUCAUUCUGUUGCUCAAUGCUUAUUCUUUGUAUUUGUUUUCACGCUCAUUGAAUUUUAUUGCUCACUGUGAUUUCCUGCCCCUUUCUGCAUCCACUCAAACUCCGAAGGGGGGAGAGGUUUGCCUUUGGCCACCACUACUUCCGUCCUCAUGAGACUCAUCACUCUCCAUCGCGGCGCUUCUACCAGAACGAGUUGUUCCGCAUGCCACUUUACGAGAUCAUCCCGUUAGAGGCAGUAGUGGGAACCUGCUGUGUCUUAGAUCUUUACACCUACUGCAAAGGUGAGUGGGAUCACAUAUGCCGACUUCUGCAUGCUGAUUUAUAGUAAACAGAAACAUUAUUGUAAGGAGAAAAAAGAGAAACUUUAUCACUGCUCACAGCUGAAAGAAAGUACAUUUCUUCCCUCAGGGCGGCCAAAGAACGUAAAAGAGCAGGAUGUUUACAUCUGUGAUUACCGCUUGGACAAGUCGGCUCACCUCUUCUACAAGAUCCACCGAAACCGCUACCCGGUCUGCACCAAGCCAUAUGCCUUCAACCACUUCCCCAAGCGGUUAACACCCAAGAGAGACUUCUCGGUAAGAGCAAUUGAGUCCUGACAGGGUCGGGGGAUUUCCACGCCUGGGAUCUGUUACUGAUUUAUAAACAGUCGAAGAUAUUUAAAGAGAGGAGGUGAUGUUACCGCCCAGAGCAAAUUUUUGCCAAAGUGUUGAGACAGACUGCAGCACGAUCUAAGAAAGAGAGGCUGACCAAAAACAAAUGAGGGAAACCACUCUUGAUUUUUAUUGCUGGUUCAAACCAAAUCCAAUUAGCCGUUUUUGGAUCUUGUAGUUUUAGCAGUCCUGCAUUGGCAAGUGUGUAUUUAUGGCCCAAGUAUGGCUAAUUAUCCCUGAUAAAGUGCUGACAGACUUGAAGAGAUGUUGCUUCAUCCUGCAACUUGAACAGAGUCCUGAAAAAGAGAUUACACUCUAAGGCUUCUAUCUCUAUCUUUCCAGCCUCACUAUGUUCCAGACAACUAUAAGAGGAACGGCGGACGCUCAGCCUGGAAGAGCGAACGACCUAAAGGCUGUGAUGACGACGGCUCCUCCUGCGAACGAGGAGACGACUUCCCUCCUGAGGGGGAAGACGGCAGAGGAGUGGAUGACGACAUGGAUAUGGCGCCAGAAGACCCUGAACUACUUUCAGUCAAGCCCCGAAGAGUAGAACAAGAAGGGGAGGGGGACGAGGACGAAGACGAGGAGGAUGAAGAGGAAGGGCGAGACGCCGAGGAGAGAAAGGAGCUGGAGGAAAGUUCCGCUGAGAGGAUAGGAGAGAUGCUGGAACUCCCUUCCUCAUCAGCCUCCUCGCCCCUGCACCACCCGGUGCUGGGCAGGAGGGAGGCCCAGAGGGAACGGCUCAACAAAAUCCUACUGGAUCUGCUGCACAGAACUCCCAGCAAGAAUGGUGAGGGACCGGGAACAAAGCAGGGGGGUAGGUCAACCGAUAAACAAGGGUUAACUCUCAGAUCACCUGCUUUGACUCAUCAUUUUCUAACGUGUGUUUCCAUCUCUUCUUCAUAUCAGCAAAGCAUGCCUUAAAUGUAAACCUGCAGCUGCUUCUCAUGCUUCAUCUUCAGGCAUAAAGCAGCUGCUGGUCGCCUAUACAGAUAAAGCAUUUUGAUCCACUUUGACUGUUCCUGCAGGAUUACUUGUGGGAACAAGAAUAAAGAAACACAACAAAUUUUUGAGUGAUGUGGAAUCCGCCUUAAAAAACACAGAUUAUACUCUGCCGCCCCAGAGCGAUUCCUGAACUCUCUUUUCGGAGGUUUCACAGAGUUGCAAACAGUUUGAGUCAUAAGAGGUUCCCUCUUGCAACACUUUGAAGUUUAAUGCAUCAGUAACAGAGGGAAGCUUUGCCAACCUUUACCUUUUGAUAUAAUAUCUUCUUUGUCAGCUCUUUCUCUCUAAGCUCCUAACUCUACCUCCUUAUCUCUGCUUCCUCCUAACAGCCAUAGACGUCACUUAUCUCCUGGAGGAGGGCGCAGGGCGGCGGCUACGGCGACGGACGCUGGGAUUUGGGGAUUUUGUGGGCAGAAAAUAACGUCGCCGCGUGCCUGUCAAGCACACUGCCUUUUCUCUUUUGUGAGCGAGGGGCGAUGGAGAAAAUGGAGAGACAGCAAGAAGGGAAACGAGCAUUGUUGGUUAUCUGACCAUUAAGGACCACAAUGCUUCCCCGGGGGCCUCUUCCAGUUUACCUCUUCCAAGACUGUCAUCUCAUCUCUGAGAGGGUGGAGGGGGUUUGGAAGCGCUGACUCCACGGCAAUUUCAGCUUUUAAGAGUUCUCAAGGAGCACUAGAAGAGAGCUGACCCAGACUUUUUUGCUUAUUUAAGUAGUGUGAUGCAAAACAUCUUUUUUAAAAUGAACAUAGGAGAAAUAACCCAUGCACUUAAAUGCAUUGAAUAUUAAAGACAUGGGUUGAUGAAUUCCACUAGCAAGCAACAAAACUGAAACAAGAGGUACUGAAUAGGGUUGGGGAUGGUUUCAGUCAGUGGGGAUGUGAAUGCUGGAGAACUGCUCCCCCUUGUGGGACCUAGCUGCAAUGACAAAAUAUAUUAGACGAGAGAAGAGCUGCGAGGGGGGGGGACGGCAUAGGAGAAAUGUAAGUUGAGCAGUGUGCUCAGAUGCUGCUCAUUAGAGAGAGAGAAGGAGGGAGGUGAACUGCACUUUUGGUACCAUGGAUAUUGUGAAGCUCUGUGUAAUGUAUCUGUAAACGAAAACACACUAACACUCUCACAGUAUUGGAUGAUGCAGUCUGAAAAAACGAGUAAAAAAAAGUCUAUUAUCUUUUUUUUCCUGUUAUACUGUAGUAUCUCAUGUAGGAACAGAAGAGGAUUUUGGGGUGUGUUUGUUUUUAGACUAAAGGGAGGGGUGGGAAGAUAAAUGUGCGCUUUUUGUCAAAGUGUCUUGUUGAGGUUGAGUUUUUUUCUCGUGAGGCAGUCAGCUUUGCCCCUCUUUCUUGAAGUAACAUGAUUCACCAGCUUAACUAAAUCAGGCAUGCAGGGGUGGGGGGGUGGGGGGGUGGGGGGGGGACACCGGCUUUAACUGUAAUGCCUUACACAGCCGAGCUCUCCUGACUGCCUUGUGUGUGGACACACUUAUUGUGUGUCCGCCAGACUUCUUGAAGAUAUACCUUUGUAAAAACAAAAAUGGAAAAAAAAUCAAGGGCUCGAUGGCAAUUAACAGUUUUAAGAAAACUAUGGAAAACAAUACUUAACAUGAAAUGUAUCGUGACGGUCAUAUUUUCUUAUAUUCUGUGAGACGGGUGAGGGGUGGGGGAGGUGUCUACUGUAUAUCGGGAGGGGAAGAUUGCUUUUUUUGUCUUAGACUUUGUUCCUUGUUGCCAUGCAGAAUGUUUUAAAAAAAGAAAUUGUGAUAUUUGAUGAGAUUUCUUGCCCCCCCCCCCCCCCCCAAAUGCCUCUGCUAAAAAGGGACAGUCUGCAAUGUCCCGGUGAGAUAAACUGACAGAAAGACAAGAGACAAGGAUGAGACACUGACAGAGAAAGGGGUGAGAAAGAGAGAGAGAGAGAGAGAGAGGGGGAAUGGGAAGCUGUACAGUGCCAAGUUCUGUAAAUAUACACACUUUACAUUGAGGAGUGUCUCCAAAAGCAAUAUCUUGAAAAUGGAUUUUGUUUAUUAUUGUACUGUACAGGACUCAGCCCUAAAUGUAUUAUGAUUAUUAUAAUAAUGAUAAUAUUAUAAUUUCUUCCGUUUGUAUUACUAUAAUGAAGACACUUAAGGUCGGAGGAAAUUGAUUUUUUAAUGUCCUUAAAAUCUCACCUUAAUGUCCUGACGACAUAAAAACUUAAGCUGAGUUUUCGUUGCCUAUAAAUGAAAUUCAUCUAUGAACUGCAUGAGCGAGAAGAAUGUCAAACAGACACAGAAGGCAUCUGGACAUGACAGUGACUCAGCAAUGACACCUUUUGUCACUGAAUAUUGUUAAUAAUAUAACUUUUAAAAGGAGAAAUGUACUCCUUGUUUUUUGCUGCAAAGUGUUGAACACUAAAAAAACAAACCAACAUAAAAAUGUUAUGAUAUUUUUAAACAGCGAAAGAAGCAAAAUGAAAGCUGUCAGCCCGAUAUCAUGUUAUAAUUAUUAUUUUUUUCUUUUCUUUUUUUCUUUCAAAUAGGAAAUGGUUCCGUUUUGUGAUAGCGGUCAUUGUAUGAUGCUUGUACUUGUAUUUGUGUGUUUUUGUGUGAUUUGUUUAGUUAUUUUUAGACAAUCACAAAAUAAGAUGCAAGCAUUGUAAAUGGCAGACUGGCGGACAUUUUGUGAUGUGUACAGUUUGUCAAAAAAAACUUCUUCCACUCGUUCAAAGUUUGUAAUUAUGAUUCUUAAGUCAUGAAAAAUGCUGUUGGUUUUUACUUUUUUGUUUUAUAUUUGUUUUUUGUUUGUUUGUUUUUUUAAUAAAAAGCACUACAUUAUUGUGAAUACAGUUUGUUGUCAUGUCUCAAUAUAUUCAGGUUAACUUAGACACUUCGAUCUUAUCACCGAUGUAGUUUAAGUCCAGCUGCACAUUCACAGUUAGUGUAAAAAUCUGGAUAAAUUGACUUAUCUUUGAUGGGAACUCGGAGAUUCCUGAUAAAUUUAAUACCUGAUAAGUCAGCAGUAUGAGUACAAAAAGAAUAGAAUAAAGAAUAGAGACAUCCAAAGGUUUUCAGCGCUCUCCUGUAUCUAAUCUUAGAAGCUCAAAGCUGUAUCAUCCGAAAUAAAAACGCAAUCUCCUUUGUGAUAAAUCAAAAAACCUUCCCUUUCACAAUUUCCUCACGUUUUUAGGACCAAAAUACACACAGGUCAGAACUUCUUUUGAGAUUCAACAAACCAAGGAAGGCGAUACUUUUCCACUGUUGACAACUGCUGAUACCUAAACCUAAUAAUGUUGAAGUUA
Molecule: messenger RNA, 30643 nt
Organism: Xyrichtys novacula (pearly razorfish)
Lineage: Eukaryota; Metazoa; Chordata; Actinopteri; Labriformes; Labridae
Source: the annotation of a GenBank genome assembly